GCGGUACCGUGUGUCUCAGCCAGUGGAUUAUGUUGGUGGUGUCUGCACGAAUGCCAAGUUAACAUCUUCUUUUUUGGACGUUGAAAGCUUUCGGAGUAUACGCUUUUUGGAAAUUUAAUCUGAACUUUGUGAGAAGAUGGAUAACAAGGAAGCAAAGAGUUGUGCCAACAGUGUCCUCUCCUGGGAGCAGGUGAGCCGGCUGAAUGAAGUCCUGACGGAGGUCGUGCCUGUUCACGGUAGGGGGAACUUCCCUACUUUAGAGGUGCGGCUGAAAGACAUUGUGGCACGGGUGCGCUCCCGCCUGGAGCUCAGUGGCAUCAGAGUAAAGGACGUUCGGCUCAAUGGCUCCACUGCCAGCCAUGUGCUGGUGCAAGAUAUCGGCUGGAGCUACAAGGAUCUGGACGUCAUCUUCAGGGUGGACCUGCCGCAUGAAGCAGAGUUCAGGCUCAUUAAGGACGUGGUGCUGGGCACCCUGCUGGACUUUCUGCCUGAGGGUGUGAACAAAGAGAAAAUCACACCCAUGACUCUCAAAGAGGCGUAUGUCCAGAAGCUGGUCAAGGUUAACACAGAGCAGGACCGCUGGAGUCUCAUCUCCCUCUCCAACAAUAAUGGCCGCAACGUGGAGCUGAAGUUUGUGGACUCAAUACGUCGGCAGUUUGAGUUCAGCGUGGACUCCUUUCAGAUUGUGCUGGACUCAGUGCUCACCUUUUAUGAACUGGCAAAUACGCCCAUGUCGCAGGCCUUUCACCCUACUGUGAGUGGGGAGAGCAUGUACGGAGACUUCAGUAUGGCACUGAGCCACCUGCGGAACAAGCUCAUCGCCACCAAGAGGCCCGAGGAGAUCCGAGGUGGCGGCCUGCUGAAAUACUGCAAUCUGCUGGUGCGGGACUUUCGGCCAGCCAGCGAGGAGGAGUUCAAAGCCCUGGAGCGGUACAUGUGUUCACGUUUCUUUAUUGACUUCCCUGACAUCGGUGAGCAGCAGCGCAAGGUGGAAGCCUAUCUCCAGAGCCACUUUGUUGGCGAGGAGAAGAGCAAGUACGACUACCUCAUGAUCCUGCGGCGAGUGGUCAACGAGAGCACCGUGUGCCUCAUGGGUCACGAGCGACGGCAGACCCUCCACCUCAUCUCACUGAUGGCCUUCCGGGUGCUGGCAGAGCAGAACGCCAUCCCUGAUGCAUCCUGCGUCACCUGCUACUAUCAGCCCGCGCCUUAUGUCCGAGACCACAACUUCAGCAACUACUAUGUGGCUAACCAGAACAUUCCAACAUGGCUGCCAUGUAACUGACAAAAGAAACAAGUGGAAGGAUGUACAAGAGAGCACGGCCGCUGCUGCUUUCCAGCAGAGGGAAGGAAUAAAAAUUAAAAAACAGAAACUCCAAAAAAAUUAAAUAUUGAGGCAAUAAAUGCUUUGUUCCUCACAAGGCACAAAUGACUAUAUUUAAGUGGACAAGUGUUUUGCUUUUGUUUUUGGAAUCCUUUCUCAUUCCUUAUCUACAGAGGUGUCUAGGUCAUUGAAUAGAAAGUGAUAUUUUUAAGUGUUAUUUAGAUUUUUUUUUUUUCUCUCAUCAUGUUUGUUUGUUUGUUUGU
Messenger RNA from Scomber japonicus (chub mackerel), 1587 nucleotides. It is a transcript of the gene tent5c, whose product is annotated as terminal nucleotidyltransferase 5C. The transcript has 2 exons. Gene Ontology annotation, molecular function: RNA binding; poly(A) RNA polymerase activity. Gene Ontology annotation, biological process: mRNA stabilization. The record is from RefSeq and is a predicted model, not a curated record. The coding region runs from base 137 to 1285 and encodes 382 amino acids. NCBI's taxonomy places the organism in Eukaryota, Metazoa, Chordata, Actinopteri, Scombriformes, Scombridae.